GCCGGUGAGAGGAUAAACAGAGAGAGAGAGAGAGGAGAUGGAGAAGUAUUUUGGAAAUGCGUAUAGGGGAGAUCCAGGAGUGCCGCACGCAGAUGCUGAUAGGUUCGUGAACAUAUGGAUUGGUUCGGUUGCCUUCUCUGCUCUCACUUGGGUCAAUCCUUACAUGUGGCAGCUCUCCAACCAGUUCAAUUAUCAUGAUAAGUGGAUGCUCUUUGAGCAGCAUCACUGGAAAAAAGCAAGGGCAAAGAAGCAGCCUUACGAAUUCAAGUGGAAUAAGAUACCAAAGGAAGUCAGGGACUCGUAUUAUUACAACUGGCCUGUUUACUUCCCUUAGAACAAGCCUCUCUUCCUUGCAAUCUUCUCCUCCAACUUCUUAAGAACAUAACUCUUUAUUGCUUCUCCUUCUGUUGUUACUUUUGUACUUAUGUUGGAUUUUCAACUAUUCUCUGUUUUAUUAUUCUCUCUGGUUUGAAACUCUUUAUGGCAAAAUUGAAAUUACAGAACACAGAAUCUGUCUUAUUGGCAUAUGAUUGUGCAACAAGUUA
Molecule: messenger RNA, 545 nt
Organism: Eruca vesicaria subsp. sativa (arugula)
Lineage: Eukaryota; Viridiplantae; Streptophyta; Magnoliopsida; Brassicales; Brassicaceae
Source: the annotation of a GenBank genome assembly